This is a messenger RNA of Kogia breviceps (pygmy sperm whale), 2730 nucleotides long. RefSeq names its product inositol polyphosphate multikinase (gene IPMK). Gene Ontology annotation, biological process: inositol phosphate biosynthetic process. NCBI's taxonomy places the organism in Eukaryota, Metazoa, Chordata, Mammalia, Artiodactyla, Physeteridae. Gene Ontology annotation, molecular function: inositol tetrakisphosphate kinase activity; inositol-1,4,5-trisphosphate 3-kinase activity. The record is from RefSeq and is a predicted model, not a curated record. Gene Ontology annotation, cellular component: cytoplasm; nucleus.
GCGCGGGGCGCCACCGCCGACGCCGCUCCUCCGCUGGGGUCAGUCUCCUGGGCUGCGCCCGGGUCGGCGGCCGCGGCGGCUGAGCAGCGGGAGCCGGGAGCCGAGAGCCGCGCUCCGCCGAGAGUUGGGCAGGACAGAGCCCGCGCCUUCGCGGCGUCAUGGGCCCCGUCCUCGGGCCACAGAGGGCACCAGCCGCAGGAACCCCCGGGCCUCCUCGCGGCCGAGCCUGAGCGACCCCCGGGUUCUCCGGCGUCCCCUCCCUCCGCCUUAUUUUUUUCCCUGCUCUCGCUGCUGUUGCCGCUUCAGCUCUCCGUAAUGGCAACGGAGCCGCCAUCCCCUCUCCGGCUCGAGGCGCCCGGCCCCCCAGAAAUGCGGACCCCACCGGCGGGCGAGACAGUCCGUGAGGGCACCCCGAAGUCGGCGGGCGGCAGGCUCCGCUUCCUCAACGGCUGCGUGCCCCUCUCGCAUCAGGUGGCCGGGCACAUGUACGGGAAGGACAAAGUGGGUAUACUGCAACAUCCAGAUGGCACAGUUUUGAAACAGUUGCAGCCACCUCCAAGGGGUCCAAGAGAGCUGGAAUUCUAUAAUAUGGUAAGUGAGGUUUAUGCUGCUGAUUGUACUGAUGGUGUUCUUUUAGAGCUACGAAAAUAUUUGCCAAAAUAUUACGGUAUCUGGUCACCUCCCACUGCACCAAAUGAUUUAUACCUAAAACUGGAAGAUGUGACCCAUAAAUUUAAUAAGCCCUGUAUAAUGGAUGUAAAGAUAGGGCGGAAAAGCUAUGAUCCUUUUGCUUCAUCUGAGAAGAUUCAGCAACAGGUCAGCAAGUACCCAUUAAUGGAAGAGAUUGGGUUCUUGGUGCUUGGCAUGAGGGUUUAUCAUGUUCAUUCUGAUAGCUAUGAGACACAAAACCAACACUAUGGAAGAAGCUUAACAAGAGAAACUCUAAAGGAUGGAGUCUCCCGUUUUUUUCAUAAUGGAUUCUGCUUAAGAAAAGAUGCUAUUGCUGCCAGUAUUCAGAAGAUUGAGAAUAUUCUGCAGUGGUUUGAAAGCCAGAAGCAGCUGAACUUUUAUGCAAGUUCAUUACUGUUUGUUUAUGAAGGUUCAUCUCAGCCAACUACUGCAAAAUUGAAUGACAGAACUUUAGCAGAAAAGUUUUUGUCCAAAGGACAGCUCUCAGACACAGAUGUACUAGAGUACAAUAAUAACUUUCAUAUGUUAAGUUCCACAGCGAAUGGAAAAAUAGAGGCUUCAGUGGGCAAAAGCUUGUCCAAAAUGUAUGCUCGUCACAGAAAAAUGUAUUCAAAAAAGCAUCACAGUCAGACUUCGUUGAAAGUUGAAAAUAUAGAGCAAGACAAUGGGUGGAAAAGCAUGUCACAGGAACAUUUAAAUGGAAACGUACUUUCCCAACUGGAAAAAGUCUUCUACCAUCUUCCCACUGGUUGUCAAGAGAUUGCGGAAGUAGAAGUGCGAAUGAUAGACUUUGCUCAUGUGUUCCCUAGCAACACAGUAGAUGAGGGAUAUGUUUAUGGGCUGAAGCAUUUAAUUACUGUACUGCAGAGUAUUUUAGACAAUUGAAUCCUUUGCUGCAGUCUUUUAAAGGGGUGGGGCAAUCAUAAUGAAGAGCAGCAGUUAAUAACUCUGCACUUGUAAUGCUGUGUAAAAAAUUUGUAUUGUGAGUCUACAUUUUAUUUGUCUUUAUACUUUUGGUAGAAGGGUUAACUUUUUUAUAAUCUUACUCAGGAAAACUAAUUAUUUGUUCUUUAGAAAACUAUAAAGAAUAAAGAAACUUAGGAAUGUUAAGCAGGGAAUGUGGUGGUACGUGGCUUAAACAUCUACUUGGCUUAAGCAAAAUGUAAACCAUUAUUCAGUCAUUACGAAUUUAGUUAGCUUUCUGUAGCCAAUUUAUUGUGAAAUCUCUGUCCACCCACCCUUGACAAUGAGCCAUAUCUAAACUCAUUACAUUAUUAGAACACUUUCAAAAAUCUAGAAAGCACAGGUUGAUAUCCUUAGUAUUGCUAUGUAUGAAGUUAUUAAAACUGGAGAAAAUUCUACAGAAAUAAGUACUGUUUAGGUUCUAUAUUAAAAGUUCAGACCAGCAUAUCAAAAGGUGCUUCUUAGAAGUAAAGUGAUUUAGAAUUAUUGUAUUCCAAAAGCAGAUUUUCACUUCAAUUUCCAUUUAUAUACAUAUUUCAAAAUACUUCUUGAAAAAGGUCAUUGAAAUGGACAAAAACAACAACAAAAGUCUUGACAUUAAGGGCACUAAUAAUUAGUCUUGCCAAGGUUAGGGAAGAGAGAAGUUAUUUGCAAGGAACAAAAUUUUUCUUUUAAAAUCUUUAUGGGAAAAUUGGAAUUUUACUACAUUGUGACAAGUAUUAUAAACCAUAUAAUACCUUUUACUGCAGCUUCAAAAAGGUGGAUGAUUGAAGCUCUUAUUUCUCCUUUAAAUAACUUUUGAGAGUGUUUUUAUUUUACAAUUCAUGUAUCUACAUGUCCCCAUUUAGUUAAGCAGUGGCAUGAAUAUAUGUUACUAAAAAGUGUUUCUCAGAAUUCUAAUAAGCAGUGAAGGACAACAUCCAGUAUUGUGAGUGUUAUCAAAAAUACUGUGUGUACAUGCCGCAGAGCAGCUGGGCCUGUGAGCCAUGGCCUCUGAGCCUGCAUGUCCAAAGCCUGUGCUCUGCAACGGGAGAGGCCACAACAGUGAGAGGCCCACGUACCACAAAACAAAACAAA